AUUGAGAGAGAGAACAGAGAACAUUAAAAAGAACAGAGGCUGUUUAAUUGAACCCUGAAAUCAUCAAAAACCUAAUUUUGUCUUGCUCAUCCUUCAUUCUUUUUCAAUUAAACCCAUUUAUUCAAGCUAUACAUUAACUAUGGGACAAAAGCGAGGCCCAACGGGAGAUGUUAUUCAUGAAAGACGGCGACGAGAUGAUGGACCCAUCCAUGACGUAGGAGUACCAGAGGAUCAAGAUAUUGACGAGGAUUUUUCUGAGAAACUUGUUGUCCCCAAACAUGCUACUAUGGACGCUGUGGCCCAAUCACACAGCUUUCAAAGAGACAGUGUCUCCUAUAUAUUUGGAGACCAUGAUUACACCUGGCUCCCACUUAAGCAAGACCAUGAAUCACGGCCAUUAUGGAUUACUGAGGACGGACAUAUUAUCUUGGAAGGGUUUUCACCCAUUGCUGAAAAGGCUAUUGAUUUUCUUAUUACAAUUGGUGAACCGGUCAGCAGGCCCUCUCAUAUCCAUGAGUACAAGUUAACUCCGUAUUCACUUUAUGCUGCGGUAUCUGUCGGACUAGAGACCGAAGACAUCAUCGAGGUUUUGAGUCGUCUUUCCAAAGUACCCGUUCCUGAGAGUAUAUUGGGUCUGAUUCGGGACUGUACACUAUCCUAUGGCAAAGUCAAGUUGGUCUUGAAGCACAACCGAUACUUCGUGGAAUCUUCGCACCCUGAGAUGUUACAAAAAUUGCUUCGAGAUCCUAUUAUUAAAGAGGCACGACUAAUAGGAGAAGAAGAAACCAAUCAGAAUGGUGCAUUGAUCACUGGGAAGGCACCGAACGCGAAGGAUUUGUUAAUCCCAGGCGUAAAGAAAGAUAUCCCAGAUCCUAAUAAAGUAGCGGCUGGAGCGUCAGCAGCAGCUGGGGCCACAGCAGGACAAGAUGGAGAUGAAAUCUUUGCAGUUGUUGGGUUGGAUAAGGAUGAUGAUGAUGUUGAAAGUGAUGACGUUCACUCAUUCGAAAUCAGUUCCUCAUCAGUUGAAACUGUGAAGAAGAGGUGUAAUGAACUUGACUAUCCCAUGCUAGAAGAAUACGAUUUCAGGAAUGACACUUUGAAUCCUGAUCUUGAGAUUGAUCUUAAGCCUAUUACUGUCAUUCGUCCCUAUCAAGAAAAAUCGCUUAGUAAGAUGUUUGGCAACGGUCGUGCUCGAUCAGGCAUUAUUGUGUUACCUUGUGGAGCAGGAAAAACCCUUGUUGGUAUCACAGCGGCUUGCACGGUCAAAAAGAGCACUUUGGUGCUAUGUACGUCAUCCGUAUCAGUCCUACAAUGGAGGCAGCAGUUCUUGCUGUGGUCCAACAUCAAACCUCAUCAAAUCGCCGUGUUCACGUCAGAUCAAAAAGAAAAAUUUCUGGGUGCUGCUGGUAUUGUUAUAUCAACAUAUAGCAUGGUUGCCAAUACCCGUAACCGCUCACAUGAUUCGCAAAAGAUGAUGAAUUUUUUAAAGAGUCGAGAGUGGGGAUUUCUGUUGUUGGACGAGGUACAUGUCGUUCCCGCAAACAUGUUCCGCAAGGUCCUGACAACGAUUGCUGCUCAUGCCAAGCUGGGCCUUACCGCAACUCUUGUUCGAGAAGACGAGAAAAUCGACGAUCUUAACUUCUUGAUCGGCCCCAAGUUGUACGAGGCUAACUGGAUGGAUUUAGCCUCAAAAGGACAUAUUGCCAAUGUGCAAUGUGCAGAAGUCUGGUGUCCGAUGACUCCAGCCUUCUACCGAGAAUAUCUGCGUGAAAAUUCUAGGAAAAGAACACUGUUGUAUGUUAUGAAUCCCAAUAAGUUUCAAGCGUGCCAAUAUCUAAUUAGAUACCAUGAAGAGCGUGGUGACAAGAUUAUUGUCUUCUCAGACAAUGUAUAUGCAUUGGUAGCAUACGCACAGAAACUGAUGAAGCCAUUCAUCUAUGGUGAAACCAGUCAACAGGAACGUGUCCGCAUCUUACAGAAUUUUCAACAUAACCCCAAGAUUAAUACGAUCUUUUUGUCCAAAGUUGGAGACACAUCGAUUGAUCUACCAGAAGCUACGUGUCUGAUUCAGGUGUCGUCUCAUUAUGGCUCACGUCGUCAAGAGGCGCAGCGUUUAGGGCGAAUUUUAAGAGCCAAGCGUAGGAACGACGAAGGUUUCAAUGCAUUCUUUUAUUCGUUGGUGUCGAAGGAUACGCAAGAAAUGUACUAUUCAACCAAGCGUCAACAGUUCUUGAUUGACCAAGGCUAUGCAUUUAAAGUGAUUACGAAUCUGGAUGGUAUGGAUCAAGAACAAGAUCUUGUCUAUUCUACACCUGCAGAACAACUGAGUCUGCUCCAGUCAGUGUUGCUGGCCCAGGAGAGUGAAGCGGACUUGAAUGAUGAUGUAGAGCCAGAUGCGGAUGAUCUAACGGGAAACACAAGCCGACGCAGCGGUGCAGUUGCUGGUGGUUCUAACGGGGCGAAGCGCACAGUAGGAGGGCUCAAGAGCUUAAGUGGAGGAGAUCAGAUGGCAUAUAUUGAAUAUAACAAGGCGGUCAAUUUGAAGGAUAAGGACAAGAACAAAGCUGAACACCACCCAUUAUUCAAGAAGCAUCGCAACAAGAAGUAA
Lobosporangium transversale is the source of this 2608-nucleotide messenger RNA. Its product is annotated as P-loop containing nucleoside triphosphate hydrolase protein. Gene Ontology annotation, biological process: nucleotide-excision repair; transcription initiation at RNA polymerase II promoter. Gene Ontology annotation, molecular function: DNA binding; ATP binding; hydrolase activity. The coding region runs from base 140 to 2608 and encodes 822 amino acids. Gene Ontology annotation, cellular component: nucleotide-excision repair factor 3 complex; transcription factor TFIIH holo complex; transcription preinitiation complex. The transcript is spliced from 7 exons. The record is from RefSeq and is a predicted model, not a curated record. Lineage: Eukaryota; Fungi; Mortierellomycota; Mortierellomycetes; Mortierellales; Mortierellaceae.